GUCGAGGAGAGAGAAGAAGGACAUGCCCAACCAGAUGCCCACGUAGCCGCCAAGGUAGCCGAACACCUCGAUGAACUGCACGUCAGAGGAGGGUGACAAGGUAUUUGAAAUGCGUAAUCAUCUCUAGCUGGGAGUCCGCACUGUCCGUAGGGGACUCGGACAGCGACUCCAUGUUCGACUGCCUGACGGCGAACCGCACCAAGAUCGACUUCGUGAAACAGACGGCCACCUUCGUGUGGAUCCUCCCCGAGACUGACCACUCGCCCAGGCAAGAACUUACGUUUUCGGUCAGGCCCGGGCCUCGACCUGGCACUAUGGAGAUGACCCUAGGCGACGAUCCGACAGUCUUGGAGGGCAUAUUCUACUACAUGGACGACAACUGCCUCGUGAUGGACUUGGAGUAUCACGGACAUCAAUGCCUUCUCUGGGUUCGGAAGGAGGUGAAGGACUUGGUUCCGCAGGAGUGCUUCGAACGUUUCUCCGAUGCCUGCGGGGAGCCCCUUCGCGAGCACAGGAGGGAGCUCUGCCCCGACAGCUAGAUCGACAGCAAGAUCGACAGCUAAAUCGACAGCUAGAUCGACAGCUAAAUCGACAGCUAGAUAGACAGCUAUAUAGAAAGCUAUAUAGACAGCAAAAUCGGCUACUAGGUUCACAGCUAGGUGAACGCCUAGCUAUUGCCGUUUGUAUGAUAUUGAUAUGUAUGAUAGCUUUGUAUGAUAUGAUAGCAUUUGUAUGAUAGCUUGAUAUUGCCAUUUGUAUCGAAAAGGAGAUGUACAGCUAGUUCGACAGUUAAUCGAUAGCUCGACUGACAAAUGGGUUCUCAACUACAUGGACAACUAUAGCUAUACAUUUGUGUCUAUUACUAUCUAUGACUAUGCGGGAAAUGCUAUGUCAUUUUUUUAAAACGUAUUUAGGGCAAAUUAGUGCCCCGCACGUGUUAUAUAGCUGCUAAAUAGCUGCAAAGGUUCACUUGUCCUGCCAUCAUCUUUCGCUCAUACAAUAUUUCAUUGUUGUGGAGAAGACGCUGCAUACUUUGUUUGUUGCCAUGAUUUUCUCGAUAGAAUUGUCGCAGACAGUAUGUCGGCAGACAGACUGACAGAUGCACGACCAGAUAGACAGUUGAUUCAACGAUUGGAUCCACAGCCAGAUCGACAUGCAGCAGCGUCGCAAUUGCUAUACGUCUGCAGGCAGAAUGACAAAUCGACGGUGUUCAUCGACAACUGGACCGACAGUUAUAAAUGGACCGUCGAGAAUCAUGGAUGAUGGAACAGCUACGAACGUGCACCCUUAUAUGGUCGGAGAGCUGGAAGAAGAAAACUCAUACCAUCGGCACGACGAGAGGUCACAUUUCCAAUAUCACUCUGUCAUUGAAUAAAAUAUUUGCUGUUA
Molecule: messenger RNA, 1389 nt
Organism: Dermacentor albipictus
Lineage: Eukaryota; Metazoa; Arthropoda; Arachnida; Ixodida; Ixodidae
Source: RefSeq, a predicted model, not a curated record